Molecule: messenger RNA, 2897 nt
Organism: Ipomoea nil (Japanese morning glory)
Lineage: Eukaryota; Viridiplantae; Streptophyta; Magnoliopsida; Solanales; Convolvulaceae
Product: G-type lectin S-receptor-like serine/threonine-protein kinase SD2-2
Exons: 1
Coding region: 180-2696 (838 amino acids)
Biological process (GO): recognition of pollen; protein phosphorylation
Molecular function (GO): ATP binding; protein serine/threonine kinase activity
Source: RefSeq, a predicted model, not a curated record
AGCUUUUCCUCGGAUGUUCAGAAGAACCUGUAGUCCAGUGUGAACACAACAAGGAUACUCGGCCUUAUUCUUCUUUCAUUGUCGCUUCACUCCCAAAUUGCCAAAUUGGAGCACAAAGGUUCGGCCUUUUUCAAUGUCUGCUUAGCGGAACUACCAAUCUUCCAUAGAUAACCGUCAAAAUGGCACCCAAGAUUCUGCUUUUGCUUCUUGCCCUCUCCAUUUCAGUACACCCAAAUGCAAGUUUCGAGCCACCAAAUCAGAAACACCAAAGUUCAGGCAAGACCCUUUUUCCCAAAUUGCUUCCGCCGGCUGAUAGAGCCUCAAAAGGGAGCAUAAAGCUGGUUCAAUCUUUGCAGGGGUCAAGAGUUGUUCUGAGAGGAAAUGAUCAAAUUUGGAGUGCGGAAAAGACCUUUGCGUUGGGAUUUUUCGGUGUUAAUGGUGGACGCAAAUGGUAUUUAGGCAUUUGGUAUGCUUCAGUUCCCACGCCUACCUAUGUCUGGGUGGCAAAUAGGGAGACCCCCAUCAAGAAUCUUUCACUGGCCAGUCUUGAAAUUACCCAAAAUGGGAAGCUAGCUGUGAUAGAAAAUGGUGAUUCAAGAACCCUUGUUUGGGGAACUAGUAAUCAGGGGAAAGGCAGUGAAGUUAAGCUCUUGGAGCAAGGAAAUUUGGUGUUUUUGGAUGGUGAAAGGAAGGUGGUUUGGCAAAGCUUCGAUUCCCCAACUGACACUUUGCUCCCAGGCUUGAAUUUGACUGCUCAGAGGUGGUUAAGUUCUUGGAAGAGCUCUAUAGACCCAUCCCCAGGUAUCUUCUCUCUCAGGCUCCUCCCACCUGAGUAUUCUGAGCUUGCUCUUGUUUAUAAUGAUAGUUAUACUUAUUGGUCUUCUGGUAAUUGGACUGGAAAUGCAUUUAGUGGAGUGCCUGAGAUGACCAUUCAUUAUAUCUACAAAUUUUAUUUUGCCCAACCCUUUACCCCAAUGGCAUCUUUUGGCUAUUCUGAGGUAUCAUUGGAGGCGGGCGGCCAACCGCCUUUAACCCGGUUUCGUUUAGACUUCACUGGCCAGCUUUGGCAGUACACUUGGGCUUCCCAGACUCAGAAUUGGAACUCAUUCUGGUCACAGCCAGAUAAUCAGUGCAGGGUUUAUGGCCUCUGUGGGGACUUGGGGUUUUGCAAUACUAGGUCUUUCUCGAGUCCAUGUCGGUGUUUGGUGGGGUUUAGACCCGGGGAUAAUGUUUCGUGGAACGCAGGGGACUUUUCUGAUGGUUGUCGCCCCGAGAACAACUAUCGUUGUGGUGAAAAUGAAGGGUUUAAGGAUGUUGGAAUGCUAAGCUAUGACGGAGCAAAGACAGUGUCGUUUAAGGGAAGUAGGAGCAUGUGUAAAAAGGAAUGUUUGGGUAAUUGUUCUUGUAUUGGCUUCCACCACAAUGAAAGGACCAAUUUGUGUAGAAAUUUGUACGGUUCGUUGCUGAAUCUCAGAAACAUUACUUCUGAUAUGGAGGAUAGGCUGUAUUUAAGAGCGAAUGGGGAAGGCAUUAGCAAGAACCAUAGGAAAAAGAAGUUAGUAGUGAUUGGAGCGAGUUGUGUGCUUGUAAUCUUGUUGCUAGGAGGUUUGGUUUUUCUGUUCUCAAGGAGAAAGGGUAGGAGGACAGAAGAAGAAGAAGAAGAGGGAUCUGUAUUUCCCGUGAUGAAUUUGAAGGUUUUUUCAUAUAAAGAGCUUCAUAUUGCAACGAAGGGAUUCUCUGAGAAGCUCGGGCACGGUGGAUAUGGUUCUGUGUUUCGAGGGGAGCUAUCAGAUUCUUCAGUUGUGGCUGUGAAGAGACUAGAUAGGCCUGGCGGGGGCGAAAAGGAGUUUCGAGCGGAGGUCUGCACUAUUGGAUACAUUCAACAUGUCAAUCUGGUUCGAUUGAGGGGAUUUUGCUCUGAAAAUUCUCACAGGCUUUUGGUUUAUGAUUACAUGCCAAAUGGUUCUCUUAGUGUGUAUUUAAGGAAAGGCGGGCAGAAUCUAAGUUGGGAUGCGAGGUUUCGAGUUGCAGUUGGAGUGGCUAGAGGAAUUGCUUAUUUGCACGAGGGGUGUCAGAAUUGUAUUCUACAUUGUGACAUUAAGCCUGAGAAUAUUCUCCUGGAUGAAGAUUUAUCAGCAAAGGUUUCGGAUUUCGGGCUAGCAAAGCUCCUGGGUAGGGACUUCAGUAGAGUCUUGGCCACCAUGAGGGGUACAUGGGGGUAUGUUGCACCCGAGUGGAUCUCCGGUUUGGCAAUCACCACGAAAGCGGAUGUCUACAGCUAUGGAAUGACACUAUUUGAGUUAAUUGGCGGGCGGCGAAAUGUAGAGGGUACACCAUCCCUAGACCGAGGAGAUAAUGGAGAGGGCGGAGCGGAGGAGAAAUGGUUCUUUCCACCAUGGGCUGCACGCAAGAUACUCGAGGGAAACGUCUCAGCAGUGAUCGACGAGAGGCUUCAAGGCACGUAUGACGUGGGGGAGGCCGAGCGUGUGGGGCUGGUGGCGGUGUGGUGCAUUCAGGACGAGGAAUCGACGAGGCCCGCCAUGGGAAUGGUGGUGAAAAUGCUGGAAGGAGUGGUGGAGAUAGGCGUGCCACCGCCGCCAAGGCGGCUUCAAGCAUUGGUGCACGGUGAGGGAAUUGAGUCUGGGGUCAUGGGGAUGGUUUCAAUAGAUUCCAGGGAUUCCUUGUCUUUUCCAUGAGUAGUUGAGUUGGUAUGAAAGAAGAAGCAUGGGGGGCUUGAGGUUCUCUUUUCUAACUAGUUCCAGCUAGCUACCAUGAUGUAAAUAAAUAUUUCUAUCCUUUACUUGAUAUCAUUUCUUGAAAAACAGUGGAAGAUAUAUGUCAUGUUGAAGCCAAAAGUAUUUAGUAGUCAAGAAAUGCAUUGGCAAUUCCAUUUCACA